CGCAGCCAUGCGCUCAUCAGUAAGCGACAAAGAUGGCCGCCUCUGGGCUGUUCCGCUCCCUGUCGUCCAACUUUUCCACAGUUUUGCCUUUACUUUCCCGCUCGGCGCCGCUGUCUCCUUUGCGGCUGGCAUCUAAACCUUAUUUUCGAAGAACACUAGCUUUUUCUAGCCGAUUAGCAGCAGCACUUAAAUUCACAGACAAGCACGAAUGGAUUCGAGUAGAAGACGACGGAAUAGGCACCGUCGGGAUCAGCAACUUUGCUCAAGAGGCUCUGGGAGAUGUAGUUUACUGUGGACUGCCGGAGGUUGGAACACAGCUGGCUCAGGAAGAUGAGUUUGGAGCCCUGGAAAGUGUAAAGGCAGCCAGUGAGCUCUAUUCGCCUUUGACGGGAGAAGUUGUAGAGGUCAAUACAUUGCUGGCGGACAACCCUGGGCUGGUCAACAAAUCUUGCUAUAAAGAUGGUUGGCUGAUGAAAAUGACCAUCACAAACCCUGCAGAACUCAACACUCUGAUGGAUGAAACGGCUUAUGAGAGAUAUAUCCGUUCUAUUGAGGAGUAACUGAACACCUUCAAACAAGUGCUAUACUCCCUCUCUCCUUCGCAACACACCUGUCAGGGAGAAGCAUAAGAUGUGCUUGUGUCAGUUAUAACACUAUGCUUAGCAUCCACCAGUGGAGCUGAAAAGCUCUGGGUUGCUGCCCUGACAGUGUUGUAGAGCUGUGAACAUUAGGAAUCCUUUAUCUACUGUUAAAGACUGAAUUUAGGGGACCUACCAGUCUGCAUGGACUAAACAUCCAAUGUUGGGUUCGUGCAGCCUAAAACUCCCAACAGAAGCCACAGUGUCUCUAAGUCAACAGAACGGUUUCCAAGUAUUCAUAAACUUGAAUUUCUGUUCCAAGAUAUUGUUAGACUAUAAAAAGCACUUUGCCAUUAUUAAUUUUGUGUCUGCACUACAUGUGUGCCAGCUGUACUGUUGAAAUGGGACCUGUAAGCUAGAAAAUAAACAUUUCCUUACAAAGUU
Betta splendens (Siamese fighting fish) is the source of this 1022-nucleotide messenger RNA. RefSeq names its product glycine cleavage system H protein, mitochondrial-like. The record is from RefSeq and is a predicted model, not a curated record. NCBI's taxonomy places the organism in Eukaryota, Metazoa, Chordata, Actinopteri, Anabantiformes, Osphronemidae. Gene Ontology annotation, cellular component: mitochondrion; glycine cleavage complex; cytoplasm. The coding region runs from base 33 to 560 and encodes 175 amino acids. Gene Ontology annotation, biological process: protein lipoylation; glycine decarboxylation via glycine cleavage system. The transcript is spliced from 5 exons.